GGGGCCCGGCGGGGGGCGGCCAAGCUGGGCGCCCUCCCCCGGCGCUGAGUCCCCGCGCCCCGGAGGGAUGGGGCGGGCGGCUACGGUCGCCUAAAAUGCCGGCCAUGCGGGGACUCCUGGCGCCGCAGAACACCUUCCUGGACACCAUCGCCACGCGCUUCGACGGCACGCACAGUAACUUCGUGCUGGGCAACGCCCAGGUGGCGGGGCUCUUCCCCGUGGUCUACUGCUCUGAUGGCUUCUGCGACCUCACGGGUUUCUCCCGGGCUGAGGUCAUGCAGCGGGGCUGCGCCUGCUCCUUCCUCUAUGGGCCAGACACCAGUGAGCUCGUCCGCCAGCAGAUCCGCAAGGCCCUGGAUGAGCACAAGGAGUUCAAGGCUGAGCUGAUCCUGUACCGGAAGAGCGGGCUCCCGUUCUGGUGUCUCCUGGAUGUGAUCCCCAUAAAGAAUGAGAAAGGGGAGGUGGCCCUCUUCCUGGUCUCUCACAAGGACAUCAGUGACACCAAGAACCGAGGGGGCCCAGACAACUGGAAGGAGAGAGGUGGUGGCCGUCGCCGAUAUGGCCGGGCAGGAUCCAAAGGCUUCAAUGCCAACCGGCGGCGGAGCCGGGCUGUGCUCUAUCACCUGUCUGGGCACCUGCAGAAGCAGCCCAAGGGCAAGCACAAGCUCAAUAAGGGCGUGUUUGGGGAGAAGCCAAACUUGCCCGAGUACAAAGUAGCCGCCAUCCGGAAGUCACCCUUCAUCCUGCUGCACUGUGGGGCGCUGAGGGCCACUUGGGACGGCUUCAUCCUGCUUGCCACCCUCUACGUGGCCGUGACCGUGCCCUACAGCGUGUGCGUGAGCACAGCCCGGGAGCCCAGCUCGGCCCGCAGCCCCCCCAGCGUCUGCGACCUGGCCGUGGAGGUCCUCUUCAUUCUCGACAUUGUGCUGAAUUUCCGCACCACGUUCGUGUCCAAGUCAGGCCAGGUGGUGUUCGCCCCAAAGUCUAUUUGCCUCCACUACGUUACCACCUGGUUCCUGCUGGAUGUCAUCGCGGCGCUGCCCUUCGACCUGCUCCACGCCUUCAAGGUCAACGUGUACGUCGGGGCCCACCUGCUGAAGACGGUGCGGCUGCUGCGCUUGCUGCGCCUGCUCCCGCGGCUGGACCGCUACUCGCAGUACAGCGCCGUGGUGCUGACCCUGCUCAUGGCUGUGUUCGCCCUGCUCGCCCACUGGGUGGCCUGCGUCUGGUUCUACAUCGGCCAGCGGGAGAUUGAGAGCAGCGCAUCUGAGCUGCCCGAGAUCGGCUGGCUGCAGGAGCUGGCCCGCCGACUGGAGACCCCCUACUACCUGGUGGGCCGGAGCCCAGCUGUCGGGAACAGCUCUGGCCAGAGUGACAACUGUAGCAGCGGCAGCAGCGAGGCCAACAGGACGGGGCUGGAGCUCCUGGGCGGCCCGUCGCUGCGCAGCGCCUACAUCACCUCCCUCUACUUCGCACUCAGCAGCCUCACCAGCGUGGGCUUCGGCAACGUGUCCGCCAACACGGACACAGAGAAGAUUUUCUCCAUCUGCACCAUGCUCAUCGGCGCCCUGAUGCACGCGGUGGUAUUUGGGAACGUGACGGCCAUCAUCCAGCGCAUGUACGCCCGCCGCUUUCUGUACCACAGCCGCACCCGCGACCUGCGUGACUACAUUCGCAUCCACCGCAUCCCCAAGCCCCUCAAGCAGCGCAUGCUCGAGUACUUUCAGGCGACCUGGGCCGUGAACAACGGCAUCGACACCACCGAGCUGCUGCAGAGCCUCCCAGACGAGCUCCGUGCAGACAUUGCCAUGCACCUGCACAAGGAGGUCCUGCAGCUGCCCCUGUUUGAGGCAGCGAGCCGCGGCUGCCUCCGGGCGCUCUCCCUGGCCCUGCGGCCCGCCUUCUGCACGCCCGGCGAGUACCUCAUCCACCAAGGCGACGCUCUCCAGGCCCUCUACUUCGUCUGCUCCGGCUCCAUGGAGGUGCUCAAGGGCGGCACGGUGCUUGCCAUCCUAGGGAAGGGUGAUCUGAUCGGCUGUGAGCUGCCCCGGCGCGAGCAGGUGGUCAAGGCCAAUGCCGACGUCAAGGGGCUGACGUACUGCGUCCUGCAGUGUCUGCAGCUGGCGGGGCUGCAUGAGAGCCUCGCACUGUACCCCGAGUUUGCCCCACGCUUCAGCCGGGGACUCCGGGGGGAGCUCAGCUACAACCUGGGUGCUGGCGGAGGCACCGCAGAGGCGGACACCAGCUCCCUGAGUGGCGACAACACCCUCAUGUCCACGCUGGAGGAGAAGGAGACAGACGGGGAGCAGGGCCCCACGGCCUCACCAGCCCCAGCUGAUGAGCUCUCCAGCCCCCUGUUGUCCCCCGGCUGUACCUCCUCGUCCUCAGCUGCCAAGCUGCUGUCACCACGUCAAACUGCGCCCCGGCCCCGUCUGGGUGGCAGAGGGAGGCUGGGCAGGGCCGGGGCUUCGCAGGCUGAGGUUGGCCCCUCUGCUCGCCCUCGGAGCAUAGAGGGGCUGCGGCUGCCCCCUGUGCCGUGGAAUGUGCCCCCGGAUCUGAGCCCUAGGGUAGUAGAUGGCAUUGAGGACGGCUGUGGGUCUGACCAGCCCAAGUUCUCUUUCCGUGUCCAGUCUGGCCCAGAAUGUAGCAGCAGCCCCUCCCCUGGACCAGAGAACGGCCUGCUCACUGUCCCGCUCGGGCCCAGCGAGGCAAGAAACACAGACAUGCUGGACAAGCUUCGGCAGGCGGUGAUGGAGCUGUCUGAGCAGGUGCUGCAGAUGCGGGAAGGACUGCAGUCGCUUCGCCAGGCCCUACAGCUUGUCCUGGCGCCCCAUGGGGAGGGCCCGUGCCCUCGGGCGUCGGGAGAGGGGCCAUGCCCGGCCGGCACCUCUGGGCUCCUACAGCCUCUGUGUGUGGACACUGGGGCGUCCUCCUACUGCCUGCAGCCCCCAGCUGGCUCUGUCUUGAGUGGGACCUGGCCCCACCCUCGGCCAGGUCCUCCUCCCCUCACAGCACCUUGGCCCUGGGGCCCCCCAGCAUCUCAGAGCUCCCCCUGGCCUCGAGCCACAGCUUUCUGGACCUCCACCUCAGACUCAGAGCCCCCUGGCUCAGGAGAACUCUGCCCUGAGCCCAGCACCCCUGGCUCACCACCUCCUGAGGAAGGGGCUAGGACUGGGCCCCUGGAGCCCGUGAACCAGGCUGAGGCCACCAGUACUGGAGAGCCCCCGCCAGGGUCAGGGGGCCUGGCCUUGUCCUGGGACCCUCAUAGCCUGGAGAUGGUGCUUAUUGGCUGCCACGGCUCUGGCACAGUUCAGUGGACCCAGGAAGAAGGCACAGGGGUUUGACGGCCAGCCCCGGAACUCAGUGUUGCCAGACAUGCUGCCAUCUGCUGCUCUGCCCAACCUUGGGGUGGAAGAAGCGCAGCAGCCAACCCCUGGGACUCCGUGCUGCCUGCUGGCUCAGGGCAGGGAGCCUGAGAGCCAAGGGGGGCCUGGCCCCCAACUCUCACAGAGGGUGAGCUGGAGCCUCAGGGGCAGGCCCCGGGCUAGGAGUCUUCGGGGCCUACUCCUGGGGCCCCUCCUCAGCCUGCUCCUCUGACCUCGUCUCCCUCUGCAGGCUGGGGGAAAGAGGUCUGAGGCUAAGGAGGGGUUCUGCCAUCCCCUGCAUGUGCCCCCGUCUCACCUGUCCCCUCCAUUUUUUAUAUUAAAAA
This is a messenger RNA of Ceratotherium simum simum (southern white rhinoceros), 3709 nucleotides long. RefSeq names its product potassium voltage-gated channel subfamily H member 3 (gene KCNH3). NCBI's taxonomy places the organism in Eukaryota, Metazoa, Chordata, Mammalia, Perissodactyla, Rhinocerotidae. Gene Ontology annotation, biological process: regulation of membrane potential; potassium ion transmembrane transport. Gene Ontology annotation, cellular component: plasma membrane. Gene Ontology annotation, molecular function: voltage-gated potassium channel activity. The record is from RefSeq and is a predicted model, not a curated record.